AUGUCUGCAGAACUUCGCGGCACGGGCGAUGCGACUCCCGACCCUCUGCCUGCUAUGGCUACGACGACCGUCAAAAUCGACGGGAUGACCUGCGGAGCAUGUACCUCUGCGAUCGAAGGCGCGUUCAAGGGAGUUGAUGGUGCUGGUGAUGUCUCCGUCAGUUUGAUCAUGGGCCGAGCUGCCGUGCAGCACGACCCCUCCAUACUUUCGCCGGCCAAGGUCGCGGAGAUGAUCGAAGAUUGCGGCUUCGAUGCCACGGUUCUGUCGACUGAGGACCAAACUAAAAGCGCAUAUACCGGUACUCUGGACGGCCGCACAUCGCGAUCCUCCAAGACCACCCUUGCGAUCGAGGGUAUGACCUGCGGCGCGUGUACAUCUGCGGUGGAAAGCGGGCUGAAAGAAGUCGAGGGUGUCAACUCCGUUGAAGUAUCACUACUUUCUGAGCGCGCCGUGGUCGAUCACAAUGCAGAGAUCAUCCCGUCUGAGCAACUUGCAGAGAUCAUUGAAGACCGAGGAUUUGGAGCGCGGGUGCUGGAAACAAAAGCGUCGUCGGCAGGACCGGAAGAUGCAUCUGCGCUCGCCGAUAUGGUGGAAGAUAAGAAAGGCCACAUGAUCACGACCGUGGCGAUUGGAGGUAUGACAUGUGGUGCCUGUACAUCCAGUGUCCAGAGUGCGUUCACCGAUGUGGACGGCCUGAUCCAGUUCAACAUUAGUCUGCUUGCGGAGCGUGCAGUGAUUGUGCAUGAUCCGUCAAUUCUCACGACCAAAGAUAUUACAACAAUGGUGGAGGAUGCUGGAUUUGAUGCGUCAAUCGUAUCAUCCGAGGCGCAGGAACCGCUCUCCAGGAAGAUCCAACAUGUCAGCCUUAGUCUACACGGAUUACGAGACGGCAGUUCUGCUUCGGCCCUCGAGGAAGAUCUUUUGAGGAAUCCGGGAAUCAAGUCAGCAUCGAUUACUAUGUCAAACUGUCAACUGGCUGUUGCCUUCGACACAUCCGUGAUUGGGAUUCGAUCCGUUUUCCAAAUGAUCGAGGCUGCCGGGUAUAACGCUUUGCUCACAGACUCAGACGACACCAAUGCGCAGUUGGAGUCAUUGUCCAAAACGAAAGAAAUCCAGGCAUGGCGACGCGCGUUCGCAACUUCGGUGUCCUUUGCGAUUCCCGUGUUUUUCAUCAACAUGAUUUUGCCAAUGUAUAUGCCCGGGCUCGACUUUGGCAGGUUUGAAUUGUUUCCAGGCCUUUUCCUUGGAGACCUGAUUUGUCUGUCGCUCACAAUUCCUGUGCAAUUCGGCAUCGGACGACGAUUCUAUGCUACUAGCUAUAAAUCUCUUAAGCAUCGGUCCCCGACGAUGGAUGUCCUCGUCAUGCUGGGAACAUCCGCUGCCUUCUUCUACAGCUGCUUUACGAUGGUUAUGGCCAUCUGGGAUGAUCACCACAAACGUCCGAGUACUGUUUUCGAUACCAGCACUAUGCUCAUCACCUUCAUCACUCUGGGACGCUGGUUGGAGAAUCGGGCUAAAGGGCAAACAUCUGCUGCCUUGUCCCGCCUCAUGUCCUUGACUCCAUCUAUGACGACUAUUUAUGAAGAUCCUAUUGCAGCAGAGAAAAUGGCCGGUGGGUGGGCUGCUGAGGGUGCCACAGAUUCCCCGAAGCCGGCUUUUGCAUCUAGUGAUUCAUCUGUGAAGCAGAAUAUUAUCCCUACAGAGUUGAUCCAGGUUGGAGACGUUGUCAUUCUCCGUCCGGGCGAUAAGGUCUCCGCAGACGGGGUGAUUAUUCGAGGCGAAAGCUAUGUCGAUGAAAGCAUGAUCACGGGAGAGGCCCUCCCAAUCCACAAGAAGAAAGGAAGCCACAUUAUUGCUGGCACUGUCAAUGGCACAAGUUCAGUCGAUUUCAAGGUCAUUCGCGCUGGCAAGGACACUCAGCUGAGUCAGAUUGUGAAAUUGGUUCAGGAUGCGCAGACCAGCCGGGCUCCAAUUCAGCGCAUGGCUGACAUUGUCGCUGGGUAUUUCGUCCCAACUAUCAUCGGUCUCGGUCUGGCCACUUUCUUCGGCUGGAUGUUCCUCAGCCAUGUUCUGUCUAACCCACCCGUGAUCUUCCAAUCCGAAGAUAGUGGUGGUCGCGUCAUGGUCUGCUUGAAGCUCUGCAUUUCCGUCAUCGUCUUUGCAUGCCCCUGCGCAUUGGGCCUCAGCACACCAACCGCUGUCAUGGUUGGUACAGGAGUUGGCGCCGAGCACGGGAUCCUUGUCAAGGGAGGCGCCGUGCUUGAAGCUGCUACCAAGAUCAACCAUAUUGUCUUUGAUAAGACAGGUACAUUGACAACUGGUCGAAUGAGCGUGGCUCAGGUCCGUAUCGAGCCUCACUGGACCACGAAUGAUUGGCGCCGUCAGCUGUGGUGGCUUAUUGUCGGCCUCGCGGAGAUGGGCAGUGAGCACCCGAUUGGCCGGGCUAUUCUGUCAGAGGCCAAGGCUCAGUCUGGUCAUUCCGGAGACGAUGGGUUGCCUGGUAGUAUCGGUGACUUCGACGCGAUUGUGGGUAAGGGCAUCUCGGCUUUUGUGGAGCCUACAUCCAGCGCCGAACGGAUCCGAUACCAAGUCCUACUUGGAAAUGCAGAAUACCUUCGCUCCAAAGAUGUCGUUGUGCCUGCAUUGGUUGAUCCCAACUCAUCGGAAGCACAGGAGGCAGCUCCUAAGCCCAGCGCUGCCGCCUCCGGUAUCACACAAAUUCAUAUCGCCAUCGACUCUCGCUAUGCUGGAACUAUCUCUCUUCGCGAUAGUGUCAAGGACACGGCAGUGGCUGCAGUGGCUGCCCUACAUCGCAUGGGCAUCUUCACCUCCAUGGUGACGGGCGACACGCUCUCCACUGCUCUUUCAAUCGCCUCAGCUGUUGGCAUUCCAGCAGAUUCAGUCCAUGCAUCGGCGUCGCCCUCCGACAAGCGAGCCAUUAUCUCAGAGCUCCAACUUCGCGGAGACCGAGUUGCCAUGGUCGGUGACGGCAUAAAUGACUCGCCUGCCCUUGCUACCGCAUUGGUAGGCAUCGCUCUAGCAUCGGGUACAGACGUCGCCAUGGAAGCAGCCGACAUUGUCCUCAUGCGGCCAGAGGAUCUUCUCUCCGUCCCUGCUAGUUUGUCUCUGUCUCGCUCGGUGUUCAAUCGCAUCAAGGUGAACCUAGUAUGGGCCUGUCUGUACAACAUCAUUGGCCUCCCCUUCGCCAUGGGCCUCUUUCUCCCCUUCACAGGCUUCAUGCUCCCCCCAAUGGCCGCCGGUGCCGCCAUGGCUGCGUCCAGCGUCUCGGUGGUCGUCAGCAGUCUGCUGCUGAAGCUGUGGCACCGUCCAUCGUGGAUGGACGUCAAGCGUCUCGAGGCAGAGCUUGGCUCAGGCGCUAUCGCCCGCGAUGGCCGUUCGUCUCACGCCCGCAAGGCUAAUUGGUGGAUGCCUGCUACCGUACUCUCCACUGACAGCCCACACUCUCUGCGUCGUUGGGCCGGCGAUACCGUUUCUGCGCUUUGGUCCGUAGCUACUGGCAAGCGGCCUGUUAUUCGUGAGGACGAAGGAUAUGUCCCACUGCAGACUGUUGAGCCUGUCUGA
This is a messenger RNA of Penicillium cinerascens, 3582 nucleotides long. It is a transcript of the gene ctpA, whose product is annotated as Cu(2+)-transporting P-type ATPase CCC2. Gene Ontology annotation, cellular component: membrane. Gene Ontology annotation, biological process: monoatomic cation transport; copper ion homeostasis. The record is from RefSeq and is a predicted model, not a curated record. The coding region runs from base 1 to 3582 and encodes 1193 amino acids. The transcript has a single exon. Lineage: Eukaryota; Fungi; Ascomycota; Eurotiomycetes; Eurotiales; Aspergillaceae. Gene Ontology annotation, molecular function: P-type divalent copper transporter activity; ATP hydrolysis activity; ATP binding.